UUUUACCAUCACUCGAUGGACGACAUCCCUUUUUAUGGUGUCAGCAGUCAAAGGCAUUUUAGCAGGAAACCUGUUGAUAUAAUCUUAUGACUUGCACUGAUUUGACACUUGACUUGUUGUCGCAGCCUUACAAUGCCUCAAAGCAAAUAUUGACAUUAACAUUUUUGUCGGUACAAUCGCACUGUCGUUUUCACGAAAUUGUGUUUUUUGCAAAAUAUAAUGAAGCGCACGAUUGAUAUAAUGUACGUUGCGUUCCGUGCAAAUAUUAAUUUAAGUCACCGACAUUCUCAAGUGAACUGGUGAUAAUUGAUUGGUACUUGUGCGUGCGUCUCUUGUUCAUAUCAUUCAGACCGCCAUUAGCUCUGCCGUUCGACGGAAGUUUCGUGCGCAUGCGCAUCCCGCGGCCAUAAGGAAGAGAGUGGUGAAGUGAGGCUGGAUUUGAGAAGUCGGCAAGAUGAGUAAGCUGUGCAGACAAGUGUCGAUCGAGUCGCCCGGGCCGACCCUGAAGGAGUGCGUGUUUAGCUUUGAUGUGCCUGUGCCGGACGUGCCCAUGUACGGCGCGCGUAUUCGCGUGGUGUACGCGGGCGCUUGCUACCGCGCCAAUCGGACCCGCUCGGCCUCCGUAUGCAGCACCUCCUCCGUGGGCAGCAUCGGCAGCAUCACCGGCGAGCUAGAGACCUUCGGCAUACAUUCCUCCACACCUGCACACAUCGGCAUCCGAGACGGCGCGCUGUUUCCAGGAUACGAGGUUGCUGGAGUGGUGGAUGCCGUGGGAAAGGCCGCGGAACGUACAGAUGAUAUCAAGGAGGGUACGAGGAUCGUGCUGUACCCGUACGAGGGUGUUCCACACGGUUAUGCAGAGUACAUCGUGGUACCGGACUUCAAAUGCUUGGUGAGAGUACCGGACGAGCUGCCGCUGAGCGUCGCCGCCAUGCUGCCAACUGGCGCGCUGCUUGCCAUGAACACAGUGUAUACCGCCAGCGAGUGCCUUAAGAGAGUCCUAGAGGGUCCCGACCACAAGGACAAGGCGAAGGUGUUGAUCGUGGGCACGGGCGGGCUGGCACUGUGGGCGCUUCGCAUCGCCACGCACUACUUCAAGCACGGCAAGUACCACGAGCGGAUCAGUAUAUCCGUGGCAACGCUCAAGGAUGAAGGCUUCGUGCUCGCCAGGGAGUGCGAGGAGGUGAACGUGGUGCAGUGGACGGAGGACCUGUACGAGAAGCAGUUGAUCGAGCGCACGACGGACGCGUGUGGCGGGCCCGUCGACGUGGUGCUCAACUUCGGCACCACCUCGCGCUCGCUGCACCGCUCGCUGCAGUGUCUCGCUACGGGUGGUGUGGCUCUUGUGACAGAGGACGUGGGCGAGAAGCUUCUGCCGAAGUUCUCGAAGAAGGCGGAGCAGAUGAACGUGAACGUGGUGGUGGUGCCCAACGGUUCCAUCGAGCAGCUCAAGGAGCUGGUGGGACUGGUGGCGCGCGGGGAGAUCGAGCCGCCUCCUCACUCAGUAUUCCCAGCAGAAGAAGCACAAGAAGUGGUGAGAAAACUGUGCAAUUCCGAAAUCAAAGGUCGCGCCAUACUCAAAUUUCAAAAUAUCGAUUAAAUAAAUUACUCGGUGCGCUUCGGCAAUCUUCGACCAUUUUCGCGGCUUACGAUUGGUGAGUUCGAAUUACUUCGGUAACGUUCGGGUGACUACGACAAAUGGGAUAGCUUUAUUUGAAUUGUUCGUU
Messenger RNA from Manduca sexta (tobacco hornworm), 1727 nucleotides. It is a transcript of the gene Drat, whose product is annotated as zinc-type alcohol dehydrogenase-like protein C1773.06c. Bases 455 to 1600 code for a protein of 381 amino acids. NCBI's taxonomy places the organism in Eukaryota, Metazoa, Arthropoda, Insecta, Lepidoptera, Sphingidae. The transcript is spliced from 5 exons. The record is from RefSeq and is a predicted model, not a curated record. Gene Ontology annotation, molecular function: oxidoreductase activity.